AGACGGAAGCUGUAAAAGUUCACUUGUUGGUGGUAAUAAGAGACUUCUGCCAUAACCGAUGAAGUUCGGUUGCUAUGUUUCCAUGUCUUUUUCAUUUUUGCUGUUAAACAAACAAACAGGAAAAGAACUAGACCAGGCUUGUCCUGUCCUGUACAAAUCAAUAUCGAAGAGUUUGUAAAUCAAUAGUGAAUGUUAUGUUUGUUCCCCAGGAACCGUCAUUUGAUGAAUUGUGGAUUACUGAAGGAAGGAGUGACUUGUUAAGAAACAAGACCGCCCUGUCACUACAGCACAUGAAGGGAAGAUGCUGCUUGACCAAUUAUAAUUUACUCUUUUCAUCUGUAGCCACACACUCAAGUUUAUAAUAUUGAUUUCAUUCUCACUCUUUUUCUUUUUUUAUUUCCCAUCAUUACUUUUUUUUACAAUCACUACCAUCAUCACCGUCAACAACAGUCCCAUCAAUGUCACCCAAAGCUUUUUCUGAUCCCCACCUUCCCCAAUAUUGUUAACGCUGUUCGCUGUCUCAUCACUACGAACCACUUCCACCAUCACUUCAACUUUGUUUUCAUUUCUUUCUACUUCUAUUAUAUUUUUGUUCUGUUGAUCCGUUCACGUCAUUUUUGGAACAUUAGUAACAACAGCAAUAACUUUCAAAUAACAACAGUAACAACUACUACAAACUUCUCAGUAUCUUUACAUGUCUACAUUCCACUCUCUCUAUCUAUAUCUGUUCCUCUUUUGGUUAAGUUAAUUCUGUUUUUGUUUUAGCAGCCAACUAAAACAACUGAAAUAAUUAUAGCAGGAACACAAAUGUGAAGCAGGCAACUGUAACAAACUUGGCACUGAUACAACUUAGAUUAUUUACAUCGAUAUUUAAAUUUAUGCAUGUAUAAAUAAACUUAAUUGAACUUUAGUAAAGUUAUCUAAACUAAUAGGAAAAUAAUGAACUAGACUUCUAAUGAAACAAGUACAAACAUACACACUUUGUAUCCUCAUCCCCUCAAAAUCCUCUCUUUCUCACACAUCUCUCUCUCUCACUGUUUCUGUACUAUAUGUCACUCUUUCCCUCUCACUCAUCCUUCAACAGCUAAUCGUUAUUUCAUGACAGCUUAUUGAUAUCCACCUUCUUUAAUCAAAAUAACCCACUCAUUCCAACAACACACGCUUAUCUAUCUUCAUCUAACCAUCCUCCUACCAAGCCUGCCUGACCGCUACUGACUUCGUAAACAUUAAGGAAAAAAAACAGUCUUUUUAUAGUCGGAGAUUAAUAACCGAUUUGUCAUUAACUGUCCAGUUCCAUUCACAGUGCAAAAAGUUCCAACAGUUCUAUACUGGUUUCAUCAUAGCACCUCCAAGCUCACCAACAACAUUAACGUAUACAAGACGUACGUUUCCGUGGAUCAGUUAUCACAUUGACCAUGUCAGGGAACAGCCGCCCUGCUAGUGCCCAAUCUCGCAAAGCAUGGCAAAGUAAUGACGAUAUGGGUUUAGUUCCCACAUCUAAUGAUAGUAAUGGCAUUGUUUCUCAAUCAUACGGUAUGGAACCGGGUAUGUACGGCAGUAAAUUCAAUGAAAAAAAGGAAUCUCCUAAACCACCAGUAGGAUUCUGCGGGAAAGUGAUGAAAGGUAUCCGUUCUUUGUGGGCUACGCGUGACACAGAAGAGACCAAAGGAGAUCGUGAACUUCACGUGAAGACCACUCUAAGAGAACUUAUCAUCUACAUCAUUUUCCUUGCUGUACUUUGUGUCAUUACAUUUGGAAUGACAAGCACAUCUAUGUAUUACUACACCAAGGCCAUGACUGAUCUAUUUAUUGAUUCUACAUAUUCUGGUGGUGGCAGCUUCAGAACUAUAACCACAGUCAAUGAUGUCUGGAAAUUUACAAAAGGGCCAUUGAUGGAUUCUCUUUACUGGGAGAAAUGGUAUAAUGAAGAACCAAUUGUUGGUGAAAGAUUCAUCUAUUAUGAAAACAAAUUACUUGGCUUACCUCGAAUGCGACAGUUAAGAGUACGGAAUGAUUCCUGUAUUGUUCAUUCAGACUUCAAGAACACAAUCAAAACCUGUUAUGAUGCUUAUUCUGAGAACAACGAAGACCACGAAACAUUUGGUGCAAAUCCCCCAACAGACAUUGCAAAAGCGUUCAUCUAUCGUACCAAAGAUGAACUGGAUGGGACUUCACAUUGGGGCCAGUUAGAAACAUAUGGUACUGGUGGUUUUGUACAAGAUUUAGGCAAAACUAAGAACGUUUCACUGAAAUUUGUAACUGCUCUUUUUGAUAACUUGUGGAUUGAUCGUGGAACGAGAGUCCUCUUUAUUGACUUCACGGUCUACAAUGCCAACAUAAAUCUCUUUUGUGUUAUGAGACUGGUUGUUGAGUUCCCUGCAACUGGUGGUGCACUUUCAUCAUGGAGAAUUGCAAGUGUCAAACUUAUCCGAUAUGUGAAUAGUCUGGAUUAUUUUGUGAUGGCCUGUGAAGCAAUUUUUGUUCUCUUCAUAUUGUAUUACAUCAUUGAAGAAACUAUUGAGAUCAAGAAACACAAGUUAUCUUAUUUCAAAUGCUUCUGGAAUAUUCUUGAUAUGUUGGUGAUUUUCAUAUCUGUUUUAUGUAUUGCAUUCAAUGUCUACAGAACCAGUGCUGUUGGCGAUAAACUUAACCAGUUACUUUCAUCCAGUAAUAAAUAUUCAGAUUUUCAGUUCCUUGCAUUCUGCCAAACACAUUUCAAUAAUGCAAUUGCUGUUACAGUUUUUAUGGCAUGGAUCAAGAUCUUCAAAUACAUUAGCUUCAACAAAACCAUGACACAACUGUCAUCGACUCUUGGUAAAUGUGCCAAAGAUCUGGCUGGAUUUGCUGUCAUGUUCUUCAUUAUUUUCCUGGCUUUCACACAACUUGGUUAUCUAAUCUUUGGAACUCAAGUGAAAGAAUUUAGCAGCUUUGAAAGUGCUUUUUUCACCUUGUUCCGAAUUAUCUUGGGUGACUUUGACUUCCACCAGUUAGAAUCUGCAAACCGAGUAUUAGGACCAAUAUUCUUUAUUCUCUAUGUAUUCUUUGUAUUCUUCAUCCUUCUCAAUAUGUUCCUGGCAAUUAUCAAUGAUACCUAUUCUGAGGUAAAAGGUGAUAUUGCUAAUCAGAAGAGUGAAUUCGAGAUGACUGACUACUUUAAGCGGGGCUACCAAAGAAUGGCUGACAAAUUGAACUUCAAAAGGGAUAAGAUUGUUGAUAUCCAAAAGGCUCUGCAAUCUGCUGACAUGAACAAUGACAAGCAACUUGACUUUGAGGAAUGGCGCCAAGACAUGAAAUCGCGUGGUUAUGCUGAUGAAGAGAUUGAAUUAAUGUUUGCUAAAUAUGAUCUUAAUGGUGACAGAGUUCUUGAUGAAGAUGAACAGAAGAAAAUGAACGCUGAUUUGAAAGCACAAACAGAUGCACUAAAUAAAGAAUAUGAUGAAUUAGAAGAAAAGGCUAACAACAACAAUCGCUGUAGUAGUCGCAUGAGUUAUCAGGAGGACAGCGGAGAGGACAGUGAUGAUGAAGACAAUGGCUCAAAGGUCUCACGAUCUGGACGCGUAACUAAUGGUGUUUCAUACGAAGAAUUUACAGUACUUUCUCGACGUGUGGAUCGCAUGGAACAUUCCAUUGGAAGCAUUGUCUCUAAAAUCGAUGCCGUUCUUGUGAAACUUGAAGCAAUGGAAAAAGCAAAGAUAAAGCGCCGAGAAACCAUGGCAAAAAUGCUUGACAGUAUUACAGAAUCUACAAGCAAUACUGAUGAAAUGAAACGAGAUCAGAUGGAGAAACUUGUGCGAGAAGAACUGGAACGAUGGGACUCUGAGGCAUCCAUUGGCCAAGCAAAUGGACGAGGUGACUCUCCAGGAAGCAGUAGUGGUGCUGGUACCUGUGGCCUACGGCCUCGCUCUAGUUCCAGGCCAGGAUCUGGACAAAAUUCAUCUAAAGCAUAAUAUGCUUGGAGGAUCUCAUUUGUAACUGGAGAAAUGGACUGAAUGAUCAUUGCAACGUUGGACCAAAACUAAAUUACAAGUUGUGAAGUGGCCUUAGUCAUUGAAAAAGUCAGAAAGACCAUUUUCUUUUCAGCCUGUUUACUCCACGUUCUUUUAUGUUCCAACUUUUUAGUCCUGAUCUAUCUAUCUAUAUAUAUUUGUCACUCUUUUUUCCCUUCUUCUCUCCUGCCACCAUUUUACAUCUUAUUUCAACACAUUUCACAUAUUAAGUACCAAAGUCUUUUUUUUUUUUUGGUCUUUAGCAAUCAUCUUAAUAGACUGAAGUGGUUGUUUUAAAUCAACUGAAAAAAAUAAUGAAAGUAUGUAACAAUGUUGAUCUCUGGCACACACACACACACACAAUAUAAAACAUAUGAAAGCAAACAAAUUAUUUUUUGCUUAGUUGCAUUUCUCUUUGUUAUAUUUUCAGUUUUCUUUAAUCUAAAAGGAUGAUUAAGAUAAUGAUGAUGAUGAGUCUCAACUGAAAAUUGCCUUAUUUUUAUUUAACUUCUCCAAGAACUAUCAUGCCUACUAAAUGCAGUUCAACCAAUUUCACAUCUACGCCCACCCACUACAAUUCAGGGUUUAUAUGUAUAUUACAUGCAAGUUUAUAUGCAUACAUAUGUGCACAUAUACUACACACACACACACACAUGUAUGUAUUGUGUCUUUAUCGAGAGGACAUCUUUUACCUUAGACAUGUUGUAUUGAAAACAUGACUGUGGUCCAAUGUAUGUCUCUAUUUUCCUAUGGGUUCCUUGCAAUUUUGUUUGGAACACUAUAGUUUUGCAAAGGAAUAAUCAAUGUUUCUAGAUCUUCAUCAUCUCAUCUUCUGGAUGAAGUGAUGUUGAUAAUGUUGUAAGAUCAUUAUAACAUUUAAAACCAACAUGAUUGGUGUAAGACUUUACCACUGGAGUCUGUAGUUUAGAUUGUUAGAUUUAUGUCAUCAGUCAUACAACUGUGUAUGUUUACUGUCUUUUAGCAUUGUGUUAUGUUAUAGGCAUUGCUACCAUCAUUAGUUAUAUGUUUUUGUGGGAAUUCUGUUGAAUGUAGGUGUGUUAUCCACUAAUAUGUUGCAUGGAGUUGUCCAUGGUGACCAGGUGGAGUGUGUCUAGAAACAGUGAUGAUGGGUUUAGAAAUUUAUGCUUCUAAAUACAGGCAAAGAAGUCCUACAAAAAUAUUAAAAUAUCUUGGUAAAGUUAAAACUAGAGCGCAUUUGUGUUUUCAGUGCAUGAAUUUAUCUAUGUCUGUAUGCAUGCAAACAAAUAUAUAUGUGUAUGUGUGUCUAUAUAUAUAAAUAUCUGUUGUGGAAGAAUUUUCCUAUUUAAUUGAAUUUUAAUAUUUAUUUGGUAAACUGUUAUUGAUGUAGGCUAAUAUUUGUGUAAUAUAAACAAUUAAAAUAAUGGAAAAGUUGAUGUCAUUUGUAGACACAUUGAAAAAAUAUAUACAUUUAGCAUUGAACUGAAUUUAUUUCUUUUGAUGGUAAAUAAAGAAAACCCAGAGCUGCUGAACAAUAGUAAAUUAAAUGGUAUGCAAAAAUGAAUACAAAAAAAAAACAGGAACAAUAAAACAAAAAAGUAUUGAAAAUACAACAACAAAAAGAUAAAACACUGAAAUCCUACACAAAGAACUUUUCUUUACCAUUUACAAAGACGAAUAACUAUGGAGGCAUUUGCACUGUUGAACAUUAUAUGUAUUUAUUGGUUUUGAUUUUUUCCUCUUCUGUACAGUUUCAUUUCUUGUUUGGUAAAUGUUUUGAUGUAAUAGAAUAUCAUAUUAUCAUAUCACACACACAUGAGUAUGUGUAUGUGUGGCAAAAGUUAUUCUCUAUAUGCUUUUGCUAUGCUAAAGUUUACAUAUAUCUGAUUUAAUGCAUAUGCCACUACCCUAUCUGUCUCUCUCUCUUUCUCACACUCCACACACACACACACACAUACCCCCACUAUGUAUGUUUAUAUAGAACCCCUCCUGAAUUGUUCAGUUUGUAUAAUGUAUGAAAUAAUAUUUAUACACAUGUACAUAUAUAUAAUUGUAUAAGUUAAAUUACGGUUACUAUGUUAAAGCAAGGUGAAGAAUAAUAGUGAAACACUACUAAUGGGGGGCGUCUGUGUAUACAUAUAUAUAUAAUGUGUGUGUAUAAUGUGAUGAUGUAUAUGUGCUUAUAUAAAUAUAUAUAUAAUUAACUUGACCAGUUGACAUAUUGUCCGGAAAUUAAAAUAACGUUAUUGCGGAGUAUUUAAUUGUUUUUUUUUCAAACCUAUAUUAAAAUAAACUAUUCCAAAACAGGAGCAACAAAUACUGGAAUUGAAACUCUAGAACACUGAAAUGAAUCUUAGGGGAAAAAAUCUUAAAUAGAAAAGAAAU
Molecule: messenger RNA, 6350 nt
Organism: Octopus sinensis (East Asian common octopus)
Lineage: Eukaryota; Metazoa; Mollusca; Cephalopoda; Octopoda; Octopodidae
Product: polycystin-2-like
Exons: 15
Coding region: 1416-3947 (843 amino acids)
Biological process (GO): detection of mechanical stimulus
Cellular component (GO): membrane
Molecular function (GO): calcium ion binding; calcium channel activity
Source: RefSeq, a predicted model, not a curated record